GACAGCCUAAUCAACAGCCUGGAAAGUGCUGGGGCAGCUCGCAUCAAAAAGGCACCACUGCUUCUACAUUUCUAGUUUUAAUGGUGUCGGAAAUGCGUUUCCCUUUACGCCUCGUCAUUGCAGCAACACCUUUUCAGCUUCUUCGUUAACUGAGGUUGCUGCAUCAAUAUUGGCUGAGGAGGAAGUUUGGGAAGUUGUGGAGUUCCAAUUUUGAUUGAGAAAUCUGUUUGGAUUGGAGGAUAUGGCUGUUGUUGUAGCUGUGUUGUUUCUCUAUGUUGUUGGUAUCAGUGUGUCAAUGGCUGCAUUCACACCUGCUAAUAACUACUUGCUUGCCUGUGGAUCUUCACAAAAUGUGAUCUUUCUUGGCCAAACAUAUGUUCCUGAUUCAGUUCCAUCCUCCUCAGUUGCUUUGAAAAGCCGUGGGGAUUCUUUUGUUGUCUCCUCCAACUCCACUGCCCCCUUCCCUAUCUAUCAGUCGGCUCGAGUCUUCAGGAGCACGGCCUCUUACAGAUUCGAUAUAAAGCGACAGGGUCGCCACUGGGUUCGCCUCCACUUUUACCCUCUCCCGGGCCAGAAUCUGACUUCUGCUUCCAUCACUGUUGUGACUGAGGAUUUCGUGCUGUUGCACAACUUCAGUUUCGAUACCUACAAGGGUUCGUAUCUCUUCAAAGAGUAUGCGGUCAAUGUGACUUCGAACAGCUUGUUGGUCACGUUCAUUCCCACGAAUGGCUCUGUGGCCUUUGUCAAUGCCAUUGAGGUCGUGUCUGUUCCGGAUAGCUUGAUUCCUGACCAGGCAUCUGUCGCGCCAUAUGGUCAGUUUGAUGGCCUUUCCGGGCUGGCUUUGGAGACCAUCUAUCGUCUGAAUAUGGGCGGUCCUCUGAUUACUGCUCAGAACGACACUUUGAGGAGAACUUGGGAGAAUGAUGGCAAGUAUCUCCAUGUGAACAGCUCUGCCUCAAAUGUUUCUGUCAACCCUUUGAAUAUAAAAUAUGGUGAUGCUGUUGCACCCGAGAUAGCUCCUAAUUAUGUCUAUGCUACUGCUGAAACCAUGGGAGAUGCGAGUGUGUCUAAUGUGAACUUCAACAUCACAUGGGUCCUCCAAGUUGAUCCUAGUUUCUCGUAUUUCUUGCGGGUGCAUUUCUGUGACAUUGUGAGUAAAUCUCUGAAUAGUCUGAUAUUUAACCUAUACAUCAAUACUGAUAUUGCCGUAGGGAGUCUGGAUCUGUCGAAUAAAGCAGGCAAUUUGGAUGUGCCGUAUUACACAGAUUUUGUAUCCAAAGUUCCUGAAGGUUCAGACACUCUCACAGUAAGCGUCGGUCCUGACAUUAAUGCUGAUUUCCCAAAUGCCAUAUUGAAUGGUCUUGAAGUCAUGAAGAUCAGCAAUGAAGCUAAAAGCUUGACUGGAAGCUUGCCCGUUGAUACUCUCCUUGUGCUGCCUCCCAAAAAGCAUAAAACUGGUGUCAUAAUCGGCUCUGUGGUUGGUGCUGUGGUCACAUUAAUCCUUUGUGGAUUGUGUUGCUUCUGCUUGGUGGCUCGUAGGUCGAAGGAAGCCAACCAGGGAAGCUCGUGGCUUCCUCUGCCCAUGUAUGGAAACUCUUUGACCAUGACAAAAAUGUCCACCCUUUCUCAGAAGAGUGGUACAGCCAGUUGCAUCUCGUUAGGUUCCUCCAGUCUUGGCCGGUUCUUCACGUUUCAAGAAAUAAUGGAUGCAACUAACAAAUUUGAUGAAGGCAUGCUACUUGGUGUUGGUGGUUUCGGUAGGGUGUACAAAGGAACUCUGGAGGAUGGGACUAGGGUGGCUGUGAAGAGAGGGAAUCCGAGAUCCGAGCAAGGUAUUGCUGAAUUCAGAACUGAGAUUGAAAUGUUGUCCAAGCUUCGCCAUCGUCACCUCGUGUCACUUAUUGGCUACUGUGAUGAACGGUCUGAGAUGAUUUUGGUGUAUGAAUACAUGGCAAAUGGGCCCCUCCGGAGCCAUCUCUACGGAACAGAUCUCCCUCCUCUUUCCUGGAAACUGCGUCUGGAGAUAUGCAUUGGUGCAGCUAGGGGGCUUCAUUACCUCCACACUGGAGCGGCUCAGAGCAUUAUUCAUCGAGAUGUGAAGACAACCAAUAUACUCCUAGAUGAGAAUUUUGUUGCAAAAGUGGCCGACUUUGGUCUGUCUAAAACUGGACCAGCUAUUGAUCAGACUCAUGUGAGUACGGCUGUCAAAGGUAGCUUCGGAUACCUUGAUCCCGAGUACUUCAGGAGGCAACAGCUCACUGAGAAAUCAGACGUCUACUCAUUUGGCGUGGUUCUCAUGGAGGUGCUCUGCACGAGACCAGCCCUGAACCCGGUUCUUCCACGAGAGCAAGUGAAUAUUGCCGAGUGGGCAAUGACCUGGCAAAAGAAGGGAAUGCUGGACCAUAUCAUGGACAAGAAUCUUGUAGGGAAGGUAAACACUGCUUCUCUCAAGAAAUUCGGUGAGACAGCAGAAAAAUGCCUGGCCGAGCACGGUGUUGAUAGGCCCUCCAUGGGAGAUGUUUUAUGGAACUUGGAGUAUGCUCUCCAGCUCGAGGAGACAACAUCAGCCCUCAUGGAGCCUGAUGAUAAUAGCACUAACCAUAUCCCUGGCAUUUCUUUAACACCGUUGGAGCCAUUUGACAACAGCGUGAACAUGAUUGAUGGAGUUAACUCAGGAACUGACGAUGAUGCCGAAGAUGCAGCCUCCAGUGCUGUUUUCUCUCAACUGGUGAAUCCCCGUGGCAGGUGAACAACGGAAAAUCUUGAUUUUGUUUGCAUCUCUGGGAUGGGGGGUCACUCUGAGUGGAUUCGACUUUUGGAUUCAAGGAUGACCUACAUACUACGUACCCGAGCAUACAAAGGUGAUUGCCAUUUAUUCUAUUGUUGGGAUUCCCUCAUUUUUCCCCCUUAAUAAUAUUCAACACGAGUGUCUGCAGUAUAUAGUGUUGCUGGGGCAAAUGCAUAAAUCCAAGUUGUGUUUGCAUAGCCCAUCAUCAAUCAUAUGUAUCUCUAUAUUCAAUUGGAUUAAUACAAUUUAUAGCUAGCUUCCAUUUCCUUCUACA
This is a messenger RNA of Salvia splendens (bonfire salvia), 3062 nucleotides long. Its product is annotated as receptor-like protein kinase THESEUS 1. Gene Ontology annotation, biological process: protein phosphorylation. The record is from RefSeq and is a predicted model, not a curated record. The transcript has 2 exons. Gene Ontology annotation, molecular function: protein kinase activity; ATP binding. Lineage: Eukaryota; Viridiplantae; Streptophyta; Magnoliopsida; Lamiales; Lamiaceae. The coding region runs from base 242 to 2749 and encodes 835 amino acids.